GCUCCCCACCGGAAGCUGGUUUUCGGCCGGAGGGUCGGAAGAGUUCCAAGUGCCUGCAAAACGGACGCCGACGUGCUGGAACGCGCGUCCGAAUUCUCGUGUCCGAGCUGUUCGGAAAAGGCUAAUAGGAGAAAAGAAGAGAAAUUAAUUCUUUUGGGGUGGAUCCAAGACAGCUGCUCCAAAAAGAGACUCCCAAAGAUGUCAACUCAAGGCCAUACCUGGGCCCGACAGGUGAAGAAGGAAGAUGAGGAAGAGGACCCGCUGGACCAGCUGAUCUCCCGUUCUGGCUGUGCGGCUUCCCAUUAUGCAGUACAAGAGUGCAUGGCCCAGCACCAGGACUGGCGACAGUGUCAGCCACAGGUACAGGCCUUCAGGGACUGCAUGAGUGAACAGCAGGCAAGGCGCAGGGAGGAGCUCCAGAGGAGGAAAGAGCAAGGCAGUGCCCACCACUGAGACCCCAAACCACCUAUCCCCAGAGAAUGGCCCUGUAGAAACUAGCACCCAGAGAGAUCUUAGGAAGAAGUCCUGAACAGCAGAAGUGUGGGCCAAGAGGUAUAAAACUCAGGGAUUAUCUUUGGCUAAGACUGACGUUGAGAGCCGGGCAGCUGUGGGUUUGGACAUAACUGCUGUAAAGAGCUGUGAUCUUGCUUUCUCAUUAGAACAACUAAUUACUAAUUACGAGAGCGGAGAGUGCGCCAUGAAGGCUUCGGGAACACUGUGAAGAGUACAAGGUGGUGGGGUGCUCCAUGCCCACCCCCAAAUGUUGCACUCCGCCCCUGUAUUGCAUGCGAAUCUUGGCACCUAAUCACGUCGUCGCCAAGUCCCACUUCUGGUACUUUGUGUCUCAGCUGAAAAAGAUGAAGAUGUCUUCGGGGGAAAUUGUCUACUGUGGACGGGUGUUCGAGAAAUCCCCCUUGCGGGUGAAGAACUUCGGCAUCUGGCUGCGCUAUGACUCACGCAGCGGCACCCACAACAUGUACCGGGAGUACCGGCACCUGACCACUGCGGGCGCCGUCACCCAGUGCUACAGGGACAUGGGCACCCGACACCGUGCCCGGGCUCACUCCAUCCAGAUCAGGAAGGUGGAGGAGAUUGCAGCCAGCAAGUGCUGCCGAGCAGCCGUCAAGCAGCCGUCAAGCAGUUCCACGACUCCAAGAUCAAGUUCCCGCUGCCCCACUGGGUCCUGCGUCGUCAGCACAAGCCACGCGUCACCACCAAGAGGCCCAACACCUUCUUUUAAAUGCAGAGCCUCCCUGUCUCCAGGUCUGCUCAAAUAAACUCUUUGGGGAAA
This is a messenger RNA of Neomonachus schauinslandi (Hawaiian monk seal), 1291 nucleotides long. RefSeq names its product cytochrome c oxidase assembly factor 4 homolog, mitochondrial. The coding region runs from base 199 to 453 and encodes 84 amino acids. The record is from RefSeq and is a predicted model, not a curated record. The transcript has 3 exons. Lineage: Eukaryota; Metazoa; Chordata; Mammalia; Carnivora; Phocidae. Gene Ontology annotation, cellular component: mitochondrial intermembrane space. Gene Ontology annotation, biological process: mitochondrial respiratory chain complex IV assembly.